Vicia faba (fava bean) is the source of this 684-nucleotide messenger RNA. The record is from the annotation of a GenBank genome assembly. Lineage: Eukaryota; Viridiplantae; Streptophyta; Magnoliopsida; Fabales; Fabaceae.
AUGUUGUCUCGUGGAUUCAAGGAGGAUAAACAGACAUGGAAUUUUGAAAAUGACAAGGAUUAUUCUGUUAAAAUCGCUCAUCAUUUUCUUGGGGAUUUAAAAAGACUGAAACGGCCUGUCCCCUCUCAUCAUGUCAGUGGCCUUUGGAAGAAAGUGUGGAAAAUUCCGCUUGAGGCUAAGAUCAAAAACUUUAUCUGGAGAAUGGGCAGAGAUAUCCUUCCUACAAGAUGCAACCUUCAAAAUAAAGGUAUUGAUCUUGAUCCUUCUUGUCCUUUCUGCUAUUCUGCCCCUGAAACACCUUUGCAUCUUUUUAUGGCCUGUGACUAUGCGAAACAAGUUUGUUUUUCUUCUCCCCUGGGUUUCCGUUUUGAAGCCGAUAGGGACUUGUUGGUUUGGUUGGAUUCUGUUCUUAGCUGUGGCCUGAGAGGUUGGAGAGGUGGUGAGAGAAUUCAACAGGGUUUUCCUCUAGACCGUCCAAAGAAUCAGCCUUCGCCCUAUUCUAAGGUUGUUUCUCUUGAUUCCAAGACUACGUUGGUCCAAACUGAUGCAGGCUGUUUUAAUGAUGGUUUGGUUGCCAUGUGGUGUAUUAUCAAGGAUAGAGAGCAAGAUAUUUUGGUAGCUACAAUCAAGUGUGAGCAUCUUCAUGUGUCCCUUAGUGUGGCGGAAUCGUUGGAGAUAAAGUAG